AUGUCUAGACGCCUUUAUCUUGGCAGGCUACCUACCGAUGCCCGUUCGGAGGAUGUUUCCAAAUUUUUCGACGGUUAUGGCCGAAUCAUCGACUGUCGUGUCAUGACUGGUUUUGGGUUUGUUGAAUUCGAAAAUGCAAAGGACGCCGAGGAUGCUGUCCACAACUUCAACGGCAAACCCUUCAUGGGUGUCAAUAUUGUAGUCGAGUUCGCCAAGGAAAGUCGUCCUCGUCGAGAGGUUUACGAAGACAGAGGCGGUUAUGGAGCUCCCCGUGCCCGUAGGCCUCCUGGAAUCCGCCUGAUUGUAUCUGGAGUUUCCCGUGACACUAGCUGGCAGGACCUGAAAGACUUUGGUCGGGAUGCUGGCAGCGUCUCUUUCGCUGAUAUUGAUCGUGACAUUCCCGGACAAGGAGUACUUGAGUAUCUUUCUAGAGAGGAUGCUGAUCGUGCUCUCAAGGAACUUGAUGGCAAAGAACUUCGUGGACGCCCUGUUCGCGUCGCUCUUGACGACUCUCGUUCCGGACCUGAUAAUUAUCGUCGAGACGAUCGUCGUGAUGAUCGUCGCGAUGACCGAUACAGUAGGGAUGACCGUAAUGACAGAUAUCGCCGUGAUCGUUCAAGGUCGCCUCCCCGCCGUGGUGAAUACGAAGACCGUCGUUCCGCCAGGUCGCCCCCUUCCAGACGGGAGGCUGACGAUAAAAGACCUGCAGGGUACGAUGAUUACCGGCGCGGAGGUUAUGAUGACCGCAGAGGGCCUGAUUAUUAUUAUGACCGACGUAGGGAUGAUCAAGAUCGUCGUCGAGAUGACAGAAGACGCGACGACAAAGAAGAUCGAUACGACGACAGGCCAAGGCACGCGAAUGGUGAAGGAUGGUCUCGUUGA
Psilocybe cubensis is the source of this 882-nucleotide messenger RNA. RefSeq lists its product as uncharacterized. NCBI's taxonomy places the organism in Eukaryota, Fungi, Basidiomycota, Agaricomycetes, Agaricales, Agrocybaceae. Bases 1 to 882 code for a protein of 293 amino acids. Gene Ontology annotation, molecular function: mRNA binding. Gene Ontology annotation, cellular component: ribonucleoprotein complex; nucleus; cytoplasm. The record is from RefSeq and is a predicted model, not a curated record. The transcript has 9 exons.